This is a messenger RNA of Ylistrum balloti, 879 nucleotides long. Its product is annotated as calmodulin-alpha-like. Gene Ontology annotation, cellular component: myosin II complex. The transcript has 6 exons. Gene Ontology annotation, molecular function: calcium ion binding. The record is from RefSeq and is a predicted model, not a curated record. Bases 1 to 591 code for a protein of 196 amino acids. Lineage: Eukaryota; Metazoa; Mollusca; Bivalvia; Pectinida; Pectinidae.
AUGCAGGCGGACUUGCUUGAUGAAGAAAAGCUAGAAGAAAUCAAAGAAGCAUUCAGUAUGUUCGAUCUUGAAGACAAAGGAACCAUUCCUUUGAAGGAACUGGGCACGUUGUUACGAGCUGUCGGAGAGCAGCCCACAGAGGCAGAACUGGAGGACAUGAUUCUACAGAUCAACGCCAUAUCAAAUCCCGUGCCUCCACCUGACCCAAAGCCAGCUGGGGCGGAAGGUGAGGACGGAGAACCUACUGAAGUACCGGAAGGGGAAUCGGAGGAACCCAAACCACCAAAAUCAGCAGUUAAAGCUAGUGAAGUGACAGGCACACUAGAUAUGAAGUCAUUUCUAAGUGUAUGUGGAAAGAGACUGAGUAGGGAACAAGACAAGGAAGCAGUGUUACGGAGUGCAUUUAUGAUGAUUGACAAGGAAGGUACGGGGACGAUCAGUGCUGCCGCCCUGCGGCAUAUCAUGGUAACUCUCGGAGAAAAGCUUGACGACGAAGAAGCUGACGAUAUGGUUAACGAAGCAGAUACGGACCAUGAUGGGCAGAUCAAUUGGGAAGAAUUCUGCGAGAUUUUACUAGACAUGGAGAAAUGAAUUAUUCGGAUAUAUGACACAAAAUUCUGCAGAUGGAUUUUCCCUACAAUUUUCAUCUGUUGUAAUCCUAUCUUUUAUAAUCGGGAUACAGUAACUGUGCGGAAAUGUAAAACCUACAUACUGACCACUUUGAUAAACAGAAAUGACAGUGAAGCGGACCAUCAUUUGGAACAGCACAGUUGGAAAUUACGUCACCAGGAGAAUUCAGUGUUGUAUAUACAAGCAGGCAGAGGUUACAUCGGACAUUGAGAAUCAUAAAAUGACUAUUCCGCUGCCUUCAGACACAGA